AUGGUUCAUAAAGUAGAAAAAGAAAAAAAAACUGAGGCCCAAGAAACACGAGUUGUUGCUAAAGAGCAAACGCAUGCAAAAGAAGAGAACAAUGAAAGUAAUAUUGCAGUUACAGAAGAAAAUACCAUUUCAAAUAAUGGCCAAGAAAUUGCUAUUUCAAAAAAUGACCAAGAAAAUGUUCCUUUGAAAAGUUCAGAAGAAAGACAGAAUGCAUCUAAUGAAGAAGACAAGGAACUAAAGCAAAUUCAAGAGUUUCAUGAUAUAAGUAAUGAGAAUGAACAUAACGAAAAUAGAAGCUUCUCAACAUCCACUCUUUCCAGUUUUUUCAAAGAAUAUGAGGAAAAUUCUGUGGAACAACAUUUUUUUUCGGAGAGCACUCAUACAGAACAUUCCAUGGAAGAUUCAAAUAAUGUAGAGACUAUAGCGAAUGCAGUUACAAAUGAUGUUUUAAGGUCUAACAGAAGUACAAGUUAUUCUAAACAGAAAAACGAAUUAACAUCUGUAACUUGUUAUGUAUGUGGAGAAACUGUAGACUUAAAUAUCUGGAGUGAUCAUAUAUUUGCUCAUAAUUUGGAUAGUAAAACUAUGCGUGAAAAAUAUUUUUCUAAUGAAAAAAGAAAUAACGCAAAUGUUGAUUGCUGUAAAAAAGAAUAUAAUUCGAAUUGUGAUGUUGAUAGAUAUGAAAAAAAAGAAAACAUAAAUAUCACGAAUUCUUCUUUAUCUAGUUCUUCUAAUGGUGCAUAUGAUAGUUUGAAUGAAUUAUAUAGGAAUAUUAAUGAUGAAAGGCAAAAGAACAAGAUCGCACAGAAGCCUAAGGAGGACGAUAACAACACGAAUUUGAACAUUAGUAACACUACUAAUGAUGAUAACACAAAAGGUACUAAUAGUUAUGAUAACGUCCGUGAUAAUUUCGAAAGGGAAAACAUAGAACAAGGGAACAUGUUUUAUAACGGCAAUUCUAAAAUUGAUACGUGCGGAUACAAUACUUCUCUAAGUAAUGGAAAUGAAACUACAGAAAUAAAGGAAUCUAGUAAUGUUAAUGAGAAGAGAAAUUCUGAAGAAAUUAAUUUACCAGGUACUGAAAAUUCCAAGGAAGACAUGGAAAUUAGUAAAUCACCAAAAAAUGAAGCAAAUAAUAAUGAUCAUGAUAAUAAAGAAAAAGAAGAAAAAAGGGUGAACGCAAAUAAAGAAAAAAUAACACAACAAUCAAGAUAUUAUAUUGAUGAUAAUUCACCUAUUAAUUAUUUCGGAAUACCAUUUAACAAUAAGAACGUAUUUACCAUAAGAGAUUAUAUGACAUCCAAUUUACAUGACAGAAACACAUCAAGGAUAUACGAAAGAAGCAUAAGAAUGAAUAGAACUUCAUAUUAUAACAUACUUGAGAAUUUUUAUAAAAGUAGAUUAGAACGUUUACAAUACAUUAGAAGGGAAAUGUAUAUUGAAUAUGAUAAGUUUAUACGUGAAAUACAUGAAAAAUAUAGAAGAACAGGUGAAUUUAUAUAUAGACCUACCAACACAAAUGGAAACUAUUAUACAGAUACAGCUAAUGCGAAUAUGGGAAAUAAUAAUAUGAAUUCUGGAAUAUUAAAUAAUAUAAACAAUCAUUCGUUUAAUGCAAAUAGAAAGAACAACAUGAUUUUAGAACAAAAACUAUAUGAUAAUAAAAGUACUGAGAGUUUUAAAAAUAUGAAUCGUCAUGAGGUACAAAGAAUUAAUAAUAAAAACACUAACAUGAUUAGCAUUAAUUCAAGUAGUAACAUCUCUAAGGAUAAGAACAAUAAUGUUACUAAUAGUCAUAGUGAUGACAAGAAUAAUAAACGCAAUAAUGAUAACGUAAAUAUUUUUAAUGGGAAAAGCAUACCUGGUACAAAAUUAAACCCUUGCAAUAAUGAAAUUAAUUCUGUAAAUAAUAUAAUGAGAAUAAAACCAGAAGAAUAUAAUAAUAGAAAUACAGAAUUUAAAUCUUUUAAGGUGCCAACAAAUGUUAAUGUUCCAAUAGCACCAUAUGUUUCUUUAAUGAAAAGGGAUAACUUACGAGGUUUCCAUUUGAAUACUGACCAGAGUAUCAAUAAGUUAUCGAAAAAUGAACAAACCACUCAAACAAAUAUAAAUAGAAACACUUCACGUAUGGAUAAUCGCCUUGAAAUAUUAACUAAUACAAAUAAUAAUAAUAAUAAUAAUAAUGAUAAUAGUAGUAGUAUAAAUAAUAGUAGCAAAAAUGAAGUUUCCCAGAAGAAUGGCAAGGAUAAUGAAAAUGAGAAUGAAAAUAAAAAUGAAGAUGAGGAUAAAAAUAAAAAUGAUGAUCAUAAUAAUAAGAAGGAGGAUGACAAUGAUGAUAACAAUAAUAACAACAACGGCAGCAACAACAGCAGCAACAACAGCAACAACAGCAACAAUAACACCAACAAUAACAGCAACAACAGCAACAACAGCAACAAUAACACCAACAACACCAACAAUAACAGCAACAACACCAACAAUAACAGCAACAACACCAACAAUAACAGCAACAACACCAACAAUAACACCAACAACAGCAACAAUAACACCAACAAUAACACCAACAACACCAACAAUAACACCAACAACACCAACAAUAACACCAACAACACCAACAACAGCAACAAUAACACCAACAACACCAACAAUAACACCAACAAUAGCAAUAACAACAAUAACAACAAUAAUAAUAAUAAUAAUACGAACAGAAACAUUAGUAGUAAUAAUAAUAGAAAUAACAAUAACAUUUACGAAUCUUAUGGUAAUAAUAUAUUAGUGGGUAGAAAUUAUAUAAGAAGUCCCAGUUAUGAUGAAAUUAAUUCUUUAAUUCGCCAUAUGUAUCGUGACAAGGGUCCAAUACAAAUUAUUAGACACGGUCCAUAUUGUGAUGAUCAAUAUAUUGUAAUGAACCCACUUCAAACAAGAAUGAGAAAUGUUAAUGUAGGUCAUAAUUCAAACGCUUAUGAUAAUAAUAGAUAUAGAACUUCUAAUGGACAAAAUUAUUCAGGUGGAAAUAACAAUAUAAUUACUACUAGUAGUAGUAAUAAUAGAGAUGGUAAUGCCAACAGAGAUGGUAAUACCAACAGAGAUGGUAAUGCCAACAGAGAUGGUAAUGCCAACAGAGAUGGUAAUGCCAACAGAGAUGGUAAUACCAACAGAGAUGGUAAUACCAACAGAGAUGGUAAUGCCAACAGAGAUGGUAAUGCCAACAGAGAUGGUAAUGCCAACAGAGAUGGUAAUACCAACAAAGAUGGUAAUGCUAACAGAGAUGGUAAUGCUAACAGAGAUGGUAAUGCUAAUAGAGAUGGUAAUACCAACAGAGAUGGUAAUGCUAACAGGGAUGGUAAUACCAACAGAGAUGGUAAUGCUAAUAGAGAUAGUGAUACCAAUAGAGAUAGUGAUACCAAUAGAGAUAGUGAUACUAACGGAGAUAGUGAUACUUAUGGAGAUAUAAAUACUAAUGUUAUUAUAAAUUCUUCUGAUAAUGCUAUGCCUGGAGUCGUUACACAUCGAGUUGUAAGAAAUGGAAAUCAAGACACGAUCGUUAUUAGUGUACCAUCUACUUCAAGAUGUUAUUUUGCCUUAUCACUACAAUCAUACCGUCAUGAUAACCCUGAAAAUUCAACACAAGGAAAUAUUAAUUCAAACCAAAAUAACGGUAUGAAUAAUCCCUUGUUCUUUUUUAGAGAAGGACAUAAUUUUUCAUGUGUUAAUUAUGAUAAGGAAAAAUCAGAACAUUCUAAUUUAAAAAAAUGUUGUAUUUGUUGUGAAAAUUAUCAGCAUAAUGAUAAUGUGAUAUUUUUACCAUGUACACAUAAUUUUCAUAAGGAAUGUAUUCUUAAAUGGAUAAGCAAAAAUACCACGUGUCCACUUUGUAAAAUAGAUCUUCGAAAUAGUUAUAAGAAGUAA
Molecule: messenger RNA, 3909 nt
Organism: Plasmodium reichenowi
Lineage: Eukaryota; Apicomplexa; Aconoidasida; Haemosporida; Plasmodiidae
Product: zinc finger protein, putative
Exons: 1
Coding region: 1-3909 (1302 amino acids)
Source: RefSeq, a predicted model, not a curated record